UGAUUAAAAUGAUUUUGCCGCUAAUAAUGUUAUUUGCGCUGAGCUCGGGGCACGAGAUCACGCAGCUGCAGGUGCCGCUGCACGCGGACCCGCGGCGCGCGGCCGAGCUGCGCUGCGUAUUCCGCAUGGCGGGCCAGCGCCUGCACUCCGUCAAGUGGUACCGCGACCUGCACGAGAUCUUCCGCUACAACCCCUCGCAGAAGACGCAGAUCCGUCUGUUCAACGUGACGGGCGUGAUGGUGCAAGGUGGCGCGUGCGAGACGCAGCGGUGCGAGGCGGGCGGCGGCGGCGGCGGCGCGGGCGCGUGCGAGCAGCGGUGCGAGGUGCGCGUGAUGCCGCCGCCGCAGGCCACGCGCGCCGCCUACACCUGCGAGGUCUCCACCGAGGGACCCAUGUUCCAGAUCGCGAGGCAGACCAAACACAUGACCGUUGUCGGUGAGAAUUAG
This is a messenger RNA of Leguminivora glycinivorella, 446 nucleotides long. RefSeq lists its product as uncharacterized. NCBI's taxonomy places the organism in Eukaryota, Metazoa, Arthropoda, Insecta, Lepidoptera, Tortricidae. The record is from RefSeq and is a predicted model, not a curated record. The transcript has 3 exons. Bases 9 to 446 code for a protein of 145 amino acids.